CGCUUCCAGCCGCUGCCGAGUGCAAGGCAAGCUGGGUAGCUGAGGGUAGUUUCUUUGUGGCGUCCUGCUUCCUCCAUGGCGCCGUUGGGAAGAUUUUUCUUGGCUCCGGGUCUUGGUCCUCAGCGGUUUUUCAGUUAUGGAACAAAAAUAUUAUAUCAAAACAGUAACACUUUCCAGUCUAAAUUCUUUCCAUCUGUUCAAAAAGUGAUGCUACCACCUAACAGUUUUCAGGGGAAAGUGGCUUUCAUUACUGGGGGAGGCACUGGCCUUGGAAGAGGAAUGACCAGUCUCCUGUCCAGCCUUGGUGCGCACUGUGUGAUAGCCAGCCGAAAGUUUGAUGUUUUGAAAGCCACUGCAGAACAAAUUUCUUCUCAAACUGGAAAUAAGGUUCAUGCAAUUCAGUGUGAUGUGCGGGAUCCUGAUAUGGUACAAAACACGGUGUCAGAAUUGAUCAGACUGGCAGGCCACCCUGACAUUGUGAUAAACAACGCAGCAGGCAAUUUCAUUUCUCCCACUGAAAGACUGUCCCCUAAUGCAUGGAAGACCAUUACUGACAUAGUUCUGAAUGGCACGGCCUUUGUGACCCUGGAAAUUGGGAAGCAACUAAUUAGAGCACAGAAGGGAGCAGCAUUUCUUGCUAUCACCACCAUCUAUGCUGGGACUGGGUCAGGCUUUGUGGUGCCCAGUGCUUCUGCCAAAGCUGGAGUGGAAGCCCUUAACAAGGUGCCCUUUAGCCGCCUGGACCCCACUGGAGCAUUUGAGAAAGAAAUGGUCAACAGAAUCCCCUGUGGUCGGCUGGGGACUGUGGAAGAACUUGCUAAUCUUGCUGCUUUUCUGUGCAGCGAUUAUGCUUCUUGGAUUAAUGGGGCUAUUAUUAGAUUUGAUGGUGGAGAAGAAGUAUUUAUUUCAGGGGAAUUCAAUAGCCUGAGGAAGGUCACCGAGGAGCAGUGGGACACCAUAGAAGGACUAAUCAGGAAGACAAAAGGCUCCUAAGAUGCUCUGGCCUUCAUUUUUAGUUGCCAUGGAAAUGACACAACUCUGCCUCUGAUCUUUUGAAUAUUUUCAAGUCUAAUAAAUGAUUAACUGACAUUCA
Messenger RNA from Phyllostomus discolor (pale spear-nosed bat), 1093 nucleotides. It is a transcript of the gene DECR1, whose product is annotated as 2,4-dienoyl-CoA reductase 1. Bases 76 to 993 code for a protein of 305 amino acids. The record is from RefSeq and is a predicted model, not a curated record. NCBI's taxonomy places the organism in Eukaryota, Metazoa, Chordata, Mammalia, Chiroptera, Phyllostomidae. Gene Ontology annotation, biological process: fatty acid beta-oxidation. The transcript has 9 exons. Gene Ontology annotation, cellular component: mitochondrion. Gene Ontology annotation, molecular function: 2,4-dienoyl-CoA reductase (NADPH) activity.